Molecule: messenger RNA, 5032 nt
Organism: Pogona vitticeps (central bearded dragon)
Lineage: Eukaryota; Metazoa; Chordata; Lepidosauria; Squamata; Agamidae
Gene: ITIH6
Product: inter-alpha-trypsin inhibitor heavy chain family member 6
Biological process (GO): hyaluronan metabolic process
Molecular function (GO): serine-type endopeptidase inhibitor activity
Source: RefSeq, a predicted model, not a curated record
CUCAUCCACAGAACCUUCUGCAAAGACGAGGCAAAACUUUCAUGCCAGCCAUGGAUCAACUCCUGCGAUAUUCUUUCCGUCUUUUCCUGACCAUGGCAACUUUAAGCAUCAUGGGCCGCCCUAUACAAAUCCACGCAGCUUCCCAUGAGCUCACCAUUUCCAGCUUCGUGGUGCGCUCAGCAAUCGUGUCCCGCUAUGCCUCUACCCAAGUGUGGAUUGUCAUGAGCAACCCCCAUGAUGAAGCAAAGGAAGCAGUCUUUGACUUGGACCUCCCUAGUUCAGCCUUCAUCUCCAACUUCACCAUAAUUGUGAAUGAGAAGGUCUAUGUGGCUGAAGUGAAGGAGAAGCACCAGGCUAAGAAGAUGUAUGAUGAAGCUCGCAGGCAAGGAAAGACAGCAGCUCAUGUUGGCACCAAGGAUCGAGAAACGGAAAAAUUCAGGGUGUCCACCAGCGUGGAGGCUGGGGGCAAAGUAGCCUUUGAGCUAACCUAUGAGGAGCUACUGCAGCGGCAUUUGGGCAAGUAUCAGCAUGCCAUCAACAUCCGGCCCCAGCAAGUGGUGAGAAACCUCAGCGUUGAGGUGAGCAUCUCUGAGCGGACUGGCAUCGACUACGUCCACGUUUUGCCCAUCCGCACAAGCCGACUCUUGACCAACACCCUCCGAGGCGAUGCAGACAUGCCACCCUCUACCCAGGUAGAGAGGGGAACCCACUGCGCUUGGAUUACAUUCAGUCCAACACCCGAAGAACAGGCAGCCUUCUCCAGCUUGGGAAUCAUGGGCGAUUUUGUAGUACAGUAUGACGUGGCCAUGCCGGAUGUUGCAGGGGAUGUACAGAUCUACAAUGGCUACUUUGUUCAUUACUUUGCCCCGAGGGGACUACCUCCAGUUCAGAAGGAUGUGGUGUUUGUUAUUGAUGUCAGCGGCUCCAUGUAUGGCACAAAAAUGAAACAGACCAAGAAGGCCAUGCACGUCAUACUCAGCGACCUCCACCAUGAUGACUAUUUCAACAUCGUUACUUUCUCUGACAUGGUGCAUGUGUGGAAGCCCAGCCAGUCCAUUCAAGCAACACCUCAAAAUAUUCGGAAGGCCAAAGACUAUGUCAGCAAGAUGGAAGCUGAUGGAUGGACUGACAUCAAUGCAGCUCUUCUUGCAGCUGCCUCCGUCUUCAAUCAGAGCUCUCCAAUGGCAGGAAAGGUUAUGAGGGAGCAGAGAAUCCCACUGGUCAUCUUCCUGACCGACGGCGAACCCACCUCUGGGGUAACGGCUGGCAGCCGCAUCCUGUCCAAUGCCCAGAAGGCCCUGAGGGGUACCAUCUCCCUUUUCGGCCUGGCCUUCGGCGAUGAUGCUGACUAUGGGCUCCUGAGACGCCUCUCCUUAGAGAACCGUGGUGUGGCGCGGCGCAUAUACGAGGACGCCGACGCCACUUUGCAGCUCAAGGGUUUCUAUGACGAGAUUGCCAGCCCUCUUCUGUAUGAUGUGGAGCUGGCCUACCUGGACGGGGUGGCCCAGGACCUCACUCGGAACCUCUUCCCCAACUAUUUUGAAGGCUCGGAGCUGGUCGUGGCUGGGCGGGUGAAGCCGGGGGUGUCAGAGCUGCGAGUACGCACCACUGGGCACGGUCAAGAGGGUCCCCUGAGUCUGGAAAAUGACAUUUCAAUCAAUGCCACGAAAACAGCUUCCUUUGGCUGCUCUGGCGACAUCAACAAGAUCGGUCCCUUUGUUCAGAGACUGUGGGCCUACUUCACCAUUCAAGACCUGCUGCAGGCCCGAUUUCGAGCCAACGACACAGCCGCCCGGCGCCUGCUGACGGAAAAGGCCACCAAUCUCUCACUCAAGUACAACUUUGUCACCCCGGUUACCUCCCUGAUCGUGGUGAGGCCAGAGGAGGCCAGAGAGAACGGCCGGCCUACGAAAGCACCUCCUUCUCCUCCCGUGGGAACCAGAGCACCCAAGGUUGCUCCCCAAGCGGUGGGAACGUCUGCUCUGCCAGCGCUUUCUAAGGUGGCCAGAAGCACCCCUGCAGCCGGAGCCACAAAAGCACCCAAAGGAAGCGCAGGGCCAGCUGGUCCUACCGACUCACUGCCUCCACUCGCCGUCUCCAGAAGCACUAAAGCUGUCAGGGCCACCUCUACGCCCACGUCUGCAAUGACCGCUCUCCUCACCGUCCCCUGGACUUCCCCAACACCUAGUGUCCUCGGCCGCACCAAAGUGCCCAAAAGCACACUCGUGCCUGGCCUGACGCCUUCUGUCUCUGUGACUCCUGUUGGGAGCCACGGCUCCAUGAAACCCCCGAGAGCCACAGUGGCCCUUAAGACCACAAAACCACCCCAUUUCAAAACCCACAAGCCCAGCCCCACCCAAGCUGGGAGACUCAAGGUCACAAUUCAGCCUCACUCCUUUAUGGAGACCAGAGGAACAUCUGUUCCCAAGGUGCCGGCCGGGAUCCCGAACACAGUGCCUUCUCCAGCGCACCAACCUGACAAAGCCAAGGUGCCGGAAGGUAACUAUGACAACAGGGAGCAGCCCGAGGCACCAGCCCCUGAGCACCAACUCAACGGGCAGGUGGUUACGCCCAGGGUGGAGCUGGGGAGCACCCCCUGGACAGGUAAGGCGGCUCCCCAAGGUGAAGCAGCCGUGGAGAUGCACACAGACAAGCCACCUCAGAACAGCACGGGGCCUUGGGGCUCAGCAGCUAGGGUCACUUCCCCACUGACUCAGGACAUGGAGGUGGAGGGCCCCAGCAGGAUUCCCAGCACUAUUACCACCACAUCUGCCUCUGACAUCAGUCUCCUCCUUUUGUCGGGCGAGUCUGAGUUGCGCUCAGCCGGUGACCAUGAUGCGGAAUACGUUGAAUCGUUGAACCCACCAGCCGUGUAUAGCUUUGUGACAACCAGGCAGCACCCAGGAAGCCUGGAUUAUGAAGACUUUUCAGAGUUCUUAGAAGAACCAGACAGUGACCCAGACUCUGUGGGAGGUUCCCUCAACACCGGCUUCUUUACUUUCAACUCUUGGGUUGAUGGAGAUCCUCACUUUGUAGUAAGGCUGCCACAUUCGCUGGGCAACCUGUGCUUCACUCUUGAUGGACGGUCAGGAGACACCCUGCGGUUAGUGAGCGACCCUGCCACGGGUGUGUCAGUCAAUGGUCAUCUAAUGGGAGCCCCUUUCAGGCCAGGCCAUGAAGAGCGGCCCCGUACCUACUUUGAUGCCAUCACCAUGGUAGUGGAGCGCCCACACGCCAGCUAUGUCGUCAAUAUCACUCGAGAGGGUAUGGCGCUGCACGGUGAGGAUGUUCUGGUGCUGCCCUUCACCCAGCGGGCAGUAAUCCGCAAGCCCCACCUGGCAAUUUCAAUGUGGGCCAAGGCCAACGUCACUGUGAGGAUUGGGACCGAGGUGGAGUUCUUGGUUUUGUUACACUGCUACAGCCAUCCCACGGCUCUCCAGUUGGACCACCUCGGCUUCUAUGUGGUAAAUGGGAAGGGUCUGUCAGCUUCAGCACAUGGCUUGCUAGGACAGUUCCAGAAUGCCAACGUCCGGCUUUCCCCAGGCCCAGCUGAAGGGGAGCGAGCAGCCUGGAUGUGGAGGGGCACGAGCAAAGUACGGGUCACUGAGGUCACCAAGGUACUGAAGGACUCAGCUCAGAGGGCCCACAAGACACCGUGCUGGUUGGUGAAGCACAAGGAUGUGGAGGCACUGCUGGGGGCUCCCUACGGUUCCUACGUGGCCUCCAACCUCCUGGAAAUGUGAGCUGGCCGUCUUUCACUCAUUCAGCCUGGAACAGCUGGCCCAACAAGCGACAAAAAUGUAGUACUACAAAAUGGCCUUCCAUUAUGGGGAUGAGGAAGAGGAAAGAGUCUGUGGUCACCCUUCUAGGACCUUUGCAGGAGAUCCCAAGGGAAGUGUCAGGUAGAGUGUUACACUGAGAAGGAGAUUUUCCAUCUUUGCAGCUUUCACAGAAAGAUUUAAAAUGAAUUCUGUCCCCAACCCAGAUUGGUUGUUAGUUUGGUUGAUUUAACACGGGAAGAGACUUAAUUAUAAAGACACCUCAGCACCGGAUGCGGAAAAUAUCCCAAGUGGUUUCCUUCCUCCUUUAUUCUAGAGACAAAUUGCUAACAACUUCUCACUUCUGAUGGAGUAGGACAUUCCUCACUCCUUUCCCAUUUUGGAACAUACUACAGCAAAGUCCCAGAAUAUCCACAAAAUAACAAUUGCUGUUUAAAAUAAUAGUGAUAAUUUAAAAAAAAAACAGGGAUAGGAAAAGACUGGAGAUUAUCCAUGGGACCCAAACUACAUAUAUUGAUCUGCCAGCUGAUGCCUGCAAGCUAGGGAGGGGAAUAGCUGUCAGUUUAGCUUUCACCAGAACUUUUUAGAACCUCAUGUGCUUUCCUGCUUGAAUAUGAUGGAAAUUGCCCAUUUUGGUAAAUCCUUAGAAAACAAAUGCAAAGAAACCCUGCCCCAUGCCACAGUCAAUAUGUACAGUUACUCUCAGCACUAAAAGGACUAUCCUAUAAUGUUGCUCCUCAAAGUCUCCUUAUUCUGCAUCCAUACAGUAGAUAUGACAACUGUCAUUCAACACUAUUACAGUUGAAAUACCCUCUAGGGAUUCAAACCUAGAGGUUUUAGAGUUAAGCAUUCAAAGGCCUAGCCCUGCAUGGAUGGCUCUGCCAACUUCAGUUUCUCUUACAUUCAAAAUGUCAAAAUCUGGCAUUCUUUUCUAUCCUGAAUACGAAGCAGCCUGUGGAUGUUGGCAAAUGCUGGCAAGAAACAAAAGGAAGCAAAGCUCUUACUCAUCUCUGGUGGAAGCUGAGCCACAAACCUGGCUCUUAAAGGCAGCAGGAGCGUUGGCAGCAUGCACCUCCAAGCCCUCAGGAGGAAAACAAGGCAUUAGACCUGGGUUGCUUCGGAUUAGGAGGGCUGAAAACUGCACAGAGUUUGGAGCCCCCUAGAAUAAAGGGUAGUCAUCCCAGAAAGGAUAGGCAACUGUCACACUGUCUAAGCCAAAGUUGUACAGCUUUGACGCAAUGGCUAAGGAAAGC